Messenger RNA from Hyaloscypha bicolor E, 846 nucleotides. RefSeq lists its product as uncharacterized. The coding region runs from base 94 to 609 and encodes 171 amino acids. The record is from RefSeq and is a predicted model, not a curated record. Lineage: Eukaryota; Fungi; Ascomycota; Leotiomycetes; Helotiales; Hyaloscyphaceae. The transcript is spliced from 2 exons.
UGGGAGCAGCAGCGCCCUUCUGAGAUAUCUGUUUCUAUUUCGCAGCAAGCGUUUGUCUGGGAUGAGCAAUCAACAGUCCCAGAUGCCACCGAAAUGCGAUGGACUAUUCCAUUCGAUCUUAUAGGGAGUUUGAGCCUGGCGGCUAACAUUAUUGAGUUCUCAAACAUGGCUUCUCGUCUGGUCUCUCCACAUUUCGUUUACCCUGAUGGCAUUCCUCAGACUUAUUCAGGAAUGGGAAUGCUUCGCAACAGCCCUAGUGGACCUCAAUCCGCCUUAUCUCUGCUCUAUAAGGAAAUGGAGAAGCAAAAUACGCUUAGCUGCCUUACUCAGAUCGAACGAGGUUUUAGUGUCGUCUGUGAUCAAGCCUUAGAUCUAUGCCGAGAUCUGGCAAAGAAUGGCACGAGGGCCGACACCAUAUCAAACGAAGAUCUACAGAACCUUCUAGCAAUUUUUAAUUCCCGCAUCCCCCAGAGACUGCUAGAAGAGUUUACGACCAAGAUCCAUGAUUUAAGACGUAUAUUACAAGUGGAUGUUCUUCGGUCAUUCUGGCGAAGUACCGCGUGUGCCGGAUUCUCUCAAGACUCCCCAACCUACGUAUGCUUGGUUUAACGCCGGCCCGCGAGGGUCCCUAAUCUACCCCGAAGUCGCUUUCGUGCCACCUGCCUCUGCGGAACACACUUCAGCAUCUCGAUCUCCAAGAGAGGCUGCCUACAACAUUGGAGCUCCUUAGUCUCCUAUCAUUACCCUUUUCUCCGCUUCUUGAACGUCUUCGACACGAAGAAUUUCACGUUUCCAGAGAACGCUUUCCCUCACGAAAGCCCCGACGAACGGAUAACUUUCCAAUCU